CUUCGUUUCUCACCUACACAAUGGAUUUCUCAACAUUCUCAAUCUUUCACAUUUUCAUCCUUCCUCUCCUUUGUCCUUCUCUUGUUUCUUCUUCGGCAGUUCGAGACCCUGAAUCUGUCGUAGCUGAAGUUCAUAAGAGCAUAGAUGCUUCGAGGAGGCACUUGGGUUACUUGUCAUGUGGAACGGGGAACCCUAUUGAUGACUGCUGGAGGUGUGACCCCAAUUGGGAGAGUAAUCGUCAAAAGCUAGCUGAUUGCGGGAUCGGGUUCGGAAAGGACGCGAUUGGCGGAAAGAACGGUCGAAUCUAUGUCGUUACCGAUGCCGGUGACGAUGACCCUGUAAACCCUAAACCGGGUACUUUGAGGCAUGCCGUGAUUCAAGACGAGCCAUUGUGGAUCAUAUUCAAGAGGGAUAUGGUGAUCACUUUGAAGGAAGAGUUGGUGAUGAACUCUUACAAGACAAUCGACGGACGAGGUGCCAGCGUUCAUAUAUCGGGAGGGCCAUGCAUUACCAUACAUUACGUAUCCAACAUCAUCAUCCAUGGCAUCAACAUACAUGAUUGUAAACCGGGUGGGAGUACUACCAUAAGAGACUCACCUGAGCAUGCAGGCCAUUGGACUCCGUCGGAUGGUGAUGGGGUAUCCAUCUUUAAUAGCAAGAAUAUAUGGGUUGACCAUUGUACCCUCUCUAAUUGUAAAGAUGGAUUGAUUGAUGUGAUCCAUGGAUCCACAGCAGUGACCAUCUCAAACAACUACAUGACGCAUCAUGAUAAAGUCAUGCUUUUGGGACACAGUGAUGAGUAUACGCAAGACAAAGACAUGCAAGUCACUGUUGCCUUUAACCAUUUUGGGGAAGGUCUUGUUCAGAGAAUGCCAAGGUGUCGACAUGGAUAUUUUCAUGUGGUGAACAAUGAUUAUACACAUUGGGAAAUGUAUGCCAUUGGAGGAAGUGCAAACCCUACAAUCAACAGCCAAGGGAAUAGAUUUCUAGCGCCAGAUGACGGUUCUAAGAAAGAGGUGACCAAGCAUGAGGAUGCACCGGAGAGCGAGUGGCGAAACUGGAACUGGAGGUCGGAAGGAGACUUGAUGUUGAACGGAGCUUUCUUCAGGCAAACCGGAGGCGGAGCAUCAUCGACCUAUGCUAGGGCUUCUAGUCUGAGUGCUAGACCAUCUUCUCUUGUGGGUCCAAUAACCGCCACUGCUGGUGCACUUAGCUGCAAGAUUGGAUCCCACUGCUAGAUAAUUUUGACGCAGCAGUAAACCAUACAUGCAUAUAUAACUUCAUGCAGACAUAUAUAUGCAUGUAUGUAUGCGGAAAAAACACAGUGGAAAAGAGAGAUUAAUGACGAUAAUGAGUUAAAAUAAUCAAAUAUAUUUCUAGUUUUGGUGUUUGGUUAUAGCUAAGAAUGUUAUAUGAUGAAGUGACAACCACUGCAUGUUGCUAUAUAGAUUGGAUUAAUAUAUGAUCAAUCUUAUGCAGUUUGUACUCUGAUGUAAUGUAAUGAAACCAUGCAACUGCAGUUUAGUGUUGAUUUUA
Molecule: messenger RNA, 1536 nt
Organism: Gossypium raimondii (Peruvian cotton)
Lineage: Eukaryota; Viridiplantae; Streptophyta; Magnoliopsida; Malvales; Malvaceae
Product: pectate lyase
Exons: 3
Coding region: 21-1238 (405 amino acids)
Molecular function (GO): pectate lyase activity
Source: RefSeq, a predicted model, not a curated record